Messenger RNA from Tribolium madens (black flour beetle), 1084 nucleotides. RefSeq names its product venom allergen 5-like. The transcript has 2 exons. The record is from RefSeq and is a predicted model, not a curated record. Bases 126 to 1019 code for a protein of 297 amino acids. NCBI's taxonomy places the organism in Eukaryota, Metazoa, Arthropoda, Insecta, Coleoptera, Tenebrionidae.
CAGAGAUACAGAUACAGAAACUUUUAAAAACCAUUGAGUAGUCGAGUUAUUUAGUAGAUGUGCAGUGGUCAUGGUUACUUUUACAAACAUUUGUUUUGAAAUUUACUUCAUCAAAAUUCUAAAUUAUGUUUAAGUCGGUUUUAUUCUUGGCACUGUUUUUGUGCGUAAAUGGUAUACAAAAAUAUAACCCCAGAAGGGCAGGUUAUUGUUCGAAACGUUGUAACACUAACGUAAAAGCUACCGGUUGCAUAUGCAAACUGCUAGGAGCUAAGACCGAACUUUUAGAUAACAUGGUGGAAUUUCGACAAGUGAUUGUGGACGAACACAAUUAUUACAGAAAUUUGGUCGCUUCUGGUAACGAAACACGCGGCUUUACCAAAGCGGCAGCCGACAUGAUGAUCAUGAACUAUGACAUGGAGCUUGAAUUCUUGGCACGAUGCCACGCAAGAUACACUUUUAGAGCAAAUCACGAUAGAUGUAAAGUGUUGAAAAACUGUAGAAAAGCAGUACAGAAUAUCGCUGGAUACGGUGCUAAAAAUGAGAGCUUGAAAAUGGUAAAAGAACUCAUUAGAUUAUGGUACGACCAAGUCAAAGACAUGCAGGAAGAUAAUUACUUGAAUUAUCCUCGUAAGAACAAAAGCAUUAAAAUUGAAAACUAUGCAACAAUGUGUUGGGGGUCUGCUAAUAUUGUAGGUUGUGCUCGAGUUUAUUCAUCAGAUACGAAAGAAGACAAAUAUAUAAAUCCGAAUUAUAACACAGCUUUAAUAUGCGACUACGCUAUGAAGGAUAUUAAAGGAAACAUGCUCUUUGGCAAGCCGAUGUACACUCAAGGGCCACCGUGUUCAAAAUGUCCCAAAAAGAAGAAAUACAACAAAUGCAACACGAAGUACACCUCUUUGUGUGGAGAACUAGAAACAGUUCCAACUGACAAACCGUUUGAUUUUAAAUCUAGAGCUCCAAAACACAAGUCUAUUCCAAUAGUCAUUUUCAUUGCUUUAUUUGAGGUUUGUCUCUUUUAAGAAACAAACGACAACUUUCUGUAUCUUGUAUUAAAACUUUCUGGGGAAAUAAACCAUGUCUCGAA